AUGAAUUCAUCAAGCUGUGAGCCUGGUGAAAUGCCUGCUCCUGAGUCUAUACAUGAAUUCACAGCAGCUAGUGAAGGAACUCCAAGCCUCCAGCCUCAAAUGCUUACUCUUAACACAAGUGACAUGAUUACAAUAAGUGUAGCAGAUUUGUUGAUCUUUUGUCAACAAACAACAUGUCAGAACACUUCAAAUAUCAACAAUGAUACACCUGCAGAUGAUUUCAAAUCUCAGAUCUAUGAAUAUCAAAAGGAUGUUCAAAGAGUUAUGGAUACUAAAGUGGUAACUACAUUCAAUAACACUAAUUAUCAAACCUGGUAUAUGGAAAUCCUUACAGAUGCUGAAGUCAUUGAUGAAACUGACAUUCUAAUCAAGAAUCAACACAUUUGCUCAGAUGAUAUUAGCUAA
This is a messenger RNA of Paracoccidioides lutzii Pb01, 405 nucleotides long. RefSeq lists its product as hypothetical. The record is from RefSeq and is a predicted model, not a curated record. The transcript has a single exon. Bases 1 to 405 code for a protein of 134 amino acids.